Messenger RNA from Morus notabilis, 688 nucleotides. RefSeq lists its product as uncharacterized. The record is from RefSeq and is a predicted model, not a curated record. NCBI's taxonomy places the organism in Eukaryota, Viridiplantae, Streptophyta, Magnoliopsida, Rosales, Moraceae. Bases 68 to 688 code for a protein of 206 amino acids. Gene Ontology annotation, biological process: response to auxin. The transcript is spliced from 3 exons.
ACUAGAAAAUCAUUUGCAAAUUCUAGUCCCGAGGCGUGUUCUAAAGCAAUAACAUAGAAAGAAUGAAAUGGCAUUUGGAUUGCGUGGUAUUGUUCAUGGUAAGAAGGCUCUUCGUCGGACACUUUCCGGCCUUAAAGAAGCAGCUCUGAAGUCUACAACCGUCCCGAAAGGCUACUUUGUGGUGUAUGUUGGAGAGCACGAGAAGAAGCGGCAUGUUGUACCCUUGUCGUACCUGAACGAGCCUGCAUUUCGAGAACUGCUAAGUAGGGCAGAGGAAGAGUUCGGAUACGAGCAUCCGAUGGGUGGACUCACAAUUCCCUGCAGCGAAGACAUCGUCAUUCAUCUCACUUGUCAGCUGUCUACAUUUAGAAGCCGUGUGAUGGGUUUUCAUUUUCCCCAAGCACUUAACGCUAAGAAACUUCUUCAGAGGUCCCUCUCAAAUGCAAGCCAAGCAGGCUCACCGGUACCCGAUGUCCCUAAAGGCUAUUUAGCAGUCUAUGUUGGUGAUGAUGAGAGCAAAAUGACGAGGUUUGUCAUCCCUUUAUCACAUCUCAACCAGCCUAUAUUCCAAGAGUUGCUAAGUCAAUUAGAAGAAGAAUUUGGAUUUGAUCAUCCAAUGGGAGGCCUUACUAUUCCCUGCAGAGAAGAUGCCUUCAUAAAUCUCAUUGCUCGCUUGAACGCCUUGUGA